AUGGUAAUUUGUUGGCUGCUAAUCAGUGCUGCCUGUGUGUGUAUUACUGCUGUUCGCUGCAUAGAUCUGCACAUUGGUGGCGUCUUUCCGAUGGAAGCUGGUUCAGGUGGCUGGGCUGGUGGUGAAGCGUGUUUACCGGCAGUACAAAUCGCCCUUCAGGAUGUCAAUGAUAAUGCCAAUAUUCUGCCUGGUUUUACACUCAAGCUGCAUUAUCACAAUAGUAAAUGUCAGCCGGGAUUAGCAGCGAAACAGCUGUACGAAUUGCUUUACAAAGCCCCAACAAAGCUGAUGCUGUUGGCUGGAUGUAGUCCUGUAACAACUGUUUUUGCCGAAGCCGCUCCAGUUUGGAAUCUUGUCGUGCCCGAAAAUAUUCAUUAA
Messenger RNA from Gongylonema pulchrum, 378 nucleotides. The record is from the annotation of a GenBank genome assembly. NCBI's taxonomy places the organism in Eukaryota, Metazoa, Nematoda, Chromadorea, Rhabditida, Gongylonematidae.